Messenger RNA from Haemonchus placei, 321 nucleotides. The record is from the annotation of a GenBank genome assembly. NCBI's taxonomy places the organism in Eukaryota, Metazoa, Nematoda, Chromadorea, Rhabditida, Trichostrongylidae.
AUGCAUCGCGUAGCGAACAGCUAUACGCCUCCUCGUGCUACUGGUUUAUCGGCGAUCCAUCUGGAAAAUGGCGUCUCUUAUGCACAAGUUGGUCAACUGGCACAUGCAAUGUAUUACUGUGAAGUUGGAUGGAGCCUUAUAUGCGCUUGUAUAGCUGUGGUGCUCACCGGGAUCGCCUCCUACAUCUUCAUCAUGGAGCACCGUUGUGCUCGCGAACGACAGCUCAGUAUUCGACGACGGAAGCAGAUUCACAACGCCAUUAUGUCAUCCUGUCGUGAAGAAGUUGCAAUGGCGAUCAGGGCUCGAAUGACAGUUCUUUGA